AGUAAGUAGUAACGUACUGUAGUUGAUAUUAUAAUAGUUAAAUAGUUGCCAGUUGAUACUACAUACUUAUUUUUUUCAUAAAACAUCAAACUAUUGUUAAUCUGGCACUAAGACUUUACUCGAAUAUCAACUCGAUCAAAGUCAUUACUCAUUGGUUACUCUCAGCCGUCGUUCUGCAGCGUUUACGAAAUCAGUGAUUAGAAUACAAUAUUUGAAAUUAAUCGUUCUCUCUUUUCGCAUCGAAUUUUGACGUAAUUUACCAAAUCACUGCCUUAGCGAAUUAAUUUUUGACAAAUACUAAUCUCUUUUUAUCGGUUCGAUACAAUAAUACAAUAUACAUACCUAAGAUCCUGCCUUAAUUAUUGUGUAUCAUCUACUUAUUAGAUUUUGAAAUCGCUAUGGAGAAAAACGGAAAUACUGAACAUUUGCAAUAUGAAAAUGGCAACUCCGUAACUACAAACUGCAGCACACAAACAACACAAUUUGAUGGGUUGAUCGGGUCGCAUCAGCCUAGUCAUGACACUGCCGACGCUUUUGGUUCAUUAUUUAAAAGCGCAUCUCGUCCAGGUUACGGUAUUAGUUCAACAGAUAAGGAUGCAUGGUAUUACAAUAUGCAUCAUAAGCAUCGUGGGAAGGCGAUAAUCUUCAAUCAUGAAAACUUUCAAGUUAGAGAUCUUAAAUCUAGAGCUGGAACUGGAUUAGAUUGUAUUAAUUUAGAGGUAUCCUUAAAAAACCUUGGAUUCGAUGUUACACCUUAUGUUGAUUUAACAUUAGAUGAACUGGAUAAAAAACUUGACUAUUGGGCUAAAGAAGACUAUACAAAUUAUGAUUGUUUAUUAAUGGCAGUAUUAUCUCAUGGUGAACAAGGUAUUAUUUAUGCUAAAGAUGGAGCUUAUAAACCAGAAGAUAAUCUUUGGGGACGAUUUACUGGUGACAAAUGUAUCACAUUAGCUGGAAAACCAAAGCUAUUCUUUAUUCAAGCUUGUCAAGGAGACCGAUUGGAUGGUGGAGUUCAGUUAAGAACACAAGUUGAUGGAUCUUCUUCAUUCAAAAUACCUGUUUAUGCAGAUUUUCUUAUAGCUUACUCUACAAUUCCUGGUUUCUAUUCAUGGCGCAACACUCAAAAAGGUUCUUGGUUUAUGCAAGCUCUUUGUGAUGCCUUCAAUAAAUAUGGUUAUCAACUAGACCUUUUAACUAUACUGACAUUUGUGAAUCGUCAAGUGGCCACUGACUAUGAAUCUAAUGUUCCUGGUGCUGUUCAAAUGCAUCAGCAGAAACAAAUUCCAUGCAUUACAUCGAUGCUAACAAGAUUAGUAAAAUUUGAAAAGAAAAAUUAAAAAUGUCAAUCAUUACAAACAUUCAUCAAUAACAUUCCUGCUUAAAAGCAUAAAUAUGUUUGUUGUACAUGGGUAUAACAUUAAUUAGAGCAUUAGUCUAAGGCUACAAAUUGUAAUUUGUUUAAUAAGAAUGUAAUUGUAUACUGAUUCAGAACAAUUGCGUGGUUAGAAUCUCAAUUAGUUUUAACUUAUAGCUGAUAUAAGUUUUAAAUAAACAAAAUCUAUGAUAA
Molecule: messenger RNA, 1567 nt
Organism: Acyrthosiphon pisum (pea aphid)
Lineage: Eukaryota; Metazoa; Arthropoda; Insecta; Hemiptera; Aphididae
Product: caspase-1
Exons: 5
Coding region: 399-1337 (312 amino acids)
Biological process (GO): positive regulation of neuron apoptotic process; proteolysis; apoptotic process
Cellular component (GO): cytoplasm
Molecular function (GO): cysteine-type endopeptidase activity
Source: RefSeq, a predicted model, not a curated record